Messenger RNA from Orycteropus afer afer, 1360 nucleotides. RefSeq names its product cytohesin 1 interacting protein (gene CYTIP). Gene Ontology annotation, molecular function: protein binding. Gene Ontology annotation, cellular component: cell cortex. Lineage: Eukaryota; Metazoa; Chordata; Mammalia; Tubulidentata; Orycteropodidae. Gene Ontology annotation, biological process: regulation of cell adhesion. The record is from RefSeq and is a predicted model, not a curated record.
UACUUUUAGCUUCCCCCAUCCUGCCAGGUCACUCAACCAUGUGCUAGCUGGUUAUGUGCUAGCUAUCUUUAUUCACAAUGUCUUUACAGAAGCUCAUGCAACAGAGCAGCAAUGGCAAUGUGGUGGACUACUGUGCUGGUCCAGCCUACAGCUCUUAUUCCACACUCACAGGCAGCCUCCCGAUGGAUGAUAACAGAAGGAUUCAAAUGCUGGCAGACACCGUGGCCACUUUGCCUCGGGGACGAAAGCAGCUCUCUUUGACCAGAUCAAGUUCUUUAGGUGACUUUUCCUGGCCUCAAAGAAAACUGGUUAUUGUGGAAAAGCAGGAUAAUGGAACAUUUGGAUUUGAAAUUCAGACUUACAGACUCCAGAACCAGAACACCUGCUCCUGGGAGAUGUGUACUAUGAUCUGCAAAAUACAGGAGGACAGCCCAGCUCACUGCUCUGGCUUGCAAACUGGUGAUGUCCUUGCAAAUAUCAAUGGAGUGAGCACAGAAGGCUUCACCCACAAACAAGUGGUUGACCUGAUCAGAUCAUCCGGAAACAUGCUAACGAUAGAGACUCUUAAUGGGACAAUGAUUCUCAGAAGAGCAGAGCUUGAAGCAAAGCUGCAGGUUUUAAAGCAAACACUGAAGAAAAAAUGGGUGGAGUUCAGAUCUCUGCAGUUACAGGAACAGCGUCUGCUUCAUGGUGAUGCAGCUAACUGCCCAAGUUUGGAAAACACGGACAUAGAUGAAUUGUCCUUGUUUGGAACGUUGCCUGGGCCCAGCGCAGCUCUCGUGGACCGAAAUAGAUUAUCCAGUGAAAGCAGCUGUAAGAGCUGGAUGAGUUCCAUGACCCUGGACAGCGAGGAUGGCUACCAGACUUGUGCGUCUGAAGACUCAAGCAGGGAGGCCUUCAGCCGGCAGACAAGCACAGAUGAUGAGUGCUUUGGCCUCAAGGAUGGGGACGAUUUUCUGAGGAGGUCUUCUUGGAGGAGGAACCGGAGCAUCAGCACGGCCAGCAGUGGGUCCAUGUCUCCAUCCUGUGAGGGCAACUUCGCGAGCAUGUUUGGGACCCUGCCCCGGAAAAGCAGAAGGGGAAGUGUCCGGAAACAACUUUUGAAAUUCAUCCCUGGUCUUCACCGCGCGGUGGAAGAGGAAGAGAGUCGCUUUUGACCGCUUGUGGUGUCCUUUCAUAUUAGCUCAUUUCAGAAAUAUCUCUAGACUUGUCUAAAUCGACUCCACCCAGUUCAGUGGGAAAGUGCAGAUAGAUUGAGAAACUGACAUCCCAUUUUACAGCAAUAAUGACUUUUAUUUAAACUUUUGUGUUUUGCUCCUUAAAUCAUUUUUUCAGCCAGAACAGCUGACAUUCUAAGCAG